GAACUUCUUGAACUUACCAACCUCUCUUUCAAGUAAGUGCCCAGAAUCGAUAUGGCCGUAUGUUGGUGAUGCUAGUUCAGUUCUGCUUCUUUUCUGGUUGAGGAUGCAUCGAAUAAGCCCGAAUUUCAAAGUGCAUGGUCGAGCUUCUUGACUUGCGUUCUGUGCCACAACAUACUUUUUUUUCCGUUGUUGAUACGUGGAAACUAUGCAUGUUAAAGCGGAUUCUCCUUUGCAUUGGAGCUCAGCAAUGAAACUAUGGAAGAUGGGGACAUAUUGCAAAUUAUCUAGACACAUCUUCUUAAGUUGGUUUCUGACCCAACCGUUCGACACAUUUCGCCGGCCUCUCUCCUUACGAACUCUCCGAAACAUCAAACGACUUUUUGCUGCUUGUCCUGGGCGCCGGGGCGGUGAGGCCUCGUUCGGAGUACUCCGGAAGGAUAAGUUGUAUUAUCCAGUUUGGUAGAUGAAUGAAAGCACAAAUGUUUCCUGUUUUAACUUUUAGCCAAACAAAAAAAACAAAAAAAUUUGUUUCCUGUUUUAACGUUAACGGUCGGGCAAAUAUUUCCUGUUUUGCAACGAAGUAAACUUCCUGUUUUAUCACACCCGUUAUACUCUAUAUAUAGAACUCUACUCUAAGUACGAAAUAAACACAGCUUUUCUUCCGUUCAUAUUCUCUCCUCUUCUCUUCUUGGUCUCUCAAAUUCCAAAGCCACCAUGUUCUCUCUUCAUAAGAUCCGCUUUCACGACGAUCAGAUCCACACGUGCUUCACCAACGACCCCCACGUCAUCACCCGCUGGAUCGGCGAUGUCGAGCGCGCCCACCUACUCUGGCUGAACCGGCUCGUCGUCGGGCUCGACAUAGAAUGGCGCCCGAACCUUGAGCCCGGUGUCGUCCAUCCGGUCGCGAUCCUGCAGCUAUGUGUCGGUCAUAGUUGCCUGAUCUUUCAAUUCCUCCACGCAGAAUGUGUCCCGGCGUCGCUCCAUGCGUUUCUCGCCAAUCUCCGCUACACGUUUGUCGGCGUCGGCAUCAAGGACGACGCGACGAAGCUGCGCGACGACUACGGGCUCGCCGUGUCGCGCAUGGUCGAUCUCCGCGCACUGGCGAUGGAGAGGUUGCGGAACCCAUCGUUUGGUCACAUGGGACUCAAGAAGUUGGUCAAAGUACUCCUCCGCAGAGAGCUCGAGAAGCCCAAGGAGAUCACGUUGAGCCGGUGGGACGACGAGGCGUUGACGGCCCGUCAAGUCGAGUACGCGUGCCUCGACGCUUUUGUCACGUUCGAGCUCGGAAUGGUUUUGCAAGCAUGGUUAGUGGGAAGAGCUCGCGUGGGUUGGUGUGCGAGGCCCGGCUGCGUGCCCAACAUGAUUUGCCCUAUUUCGUUCCGCCAAGUUCCCUCGUGAACCGGUGAAAUGUUUUUGUAAAUGUCGGACGACCGAUUAUGGCUUCUUUAGUUCCAAAUA
Molecule: messenger RNA, 1458 nt
Organism: Syzygium oleosum
Lineage: Eukaryota; Viridiplantae; Streptophyta; Magnoliopsida; Myrtales; Myrtaceae
Product: 3'-5' exonuclease-like
Exons: 1
Coding region: 715-1398 (227 amino acids)
Biological process (GO): nucleobase-containing compound metabolic process
Cellular component (GO): cytoplasm; nucleus
Molecular function (GO): 3'-5' exonuclease activity; nucleic acid binding
Source: RefSeq, a predicted model, not a curated record